Propithecus coquereli (Coquerel's sifaka) is the source of this 4015-nucleotide messenger RNA. It is a transcript of the gene TBC1D24, whose product is annotated as TBC1 domain family, member 24. Lineage: Eukaryota; Metazoa; Chordata; Mammalia; Primates; Indriidae. Bases 927 to 2813 code for a protein of 628 amino acids. The record is from RefSeq and is a predicted model, not a curated record. The transcript is spliced from 8 exons.
UGCACUCCGGCAUGAGUGACGGAAUGUCUUUAAAAAAAAAAAAAGGCUAAAACAGUAAUCUAUGUCACAUGCAUUUUACCACACGCAAAGGAGCGCAGCGUGGAAGGGCUUUCUCGCGCCGUCGUCUCACAGGUGCAGUUUUCACACUGUGAUUGUUUACCUUUCGUUCAAUGUUUUAGAGUAGCGUUCGCGUUUUCUGUUUUUAGAAAUAGAUGCAAGGGAAGCCAGAACUCACUAAAGUAGGCCUCUGUGACCUCUCUGGACACCGUGCCACCCCAGGCGGAACGGUCAGCCUGAUGUGUGUGGGCAAAGGUCACACUUUGUGCCCAGAACAGGAGCCUUUGGCGACGGCAGCCGCCUGUCCUCCAGCGAGUCUCGGAAAGCAGGUCUUACCCGUUUCCUUAAUGUCUGGGCGAACCCAGCGGCCGCCCGUCAUGGAGACCGAGUCCCCGGACUCCUGGCUCCUUUGGACCCAGCAGUGUCCAGUUUUGACGCCGUGACACCUUCCGUUUGGUCCUCGCCUCUCCCGCGUGCACGUGCCUGUUCCCCACCAGCGACUCUGCUCCGGGGCGACCUGCCUGAAACGCAGCUUUCAAGCUCACGGUUUUAUGAAGUUCGGGGCUGGCUUCAGAAUUCCAGCCCGGGCACGCGGACGGGGACGUGUGUGUUUUCCUUGCAGCACACGGCUGGCCUCAGGCCUCAGAACUGGCCGGCUCCUUCUCAGAGGCCCCCCGGCCCCCAGCACAGAGCUGCUUUCAGCAGACAGGCUCAAAGCCUUUCUGGGAACUGUGUCUCUGGCCUCUCGUCAGUCAGAACUGUGUGACCCACGCCAGUAAUGUCACAAGCUCCGUGAAGGGACGCUAACUCGAGUUCGUGAUGACUUCUCAGCAUAGUCACUUGUCUUAAUUGGUAGCUUUCUAAUACUCAUGGAAAGAUUAAAGCAAAAAACAUGUUUUGUACAGUGUGAGCCUUCAACACACGCAUUGAAAAUGUGUUUUUCCUCCUGCAGAGUGCGAGAUGGCACACGGGUUAGCGGGAGGCCCUCGGAGAGGGGGCUGGAGGAUUUAGCGCCCCUUCGCUCCCCUCCUGGCGGCCCGGGGCCUCCCCUGGGCACGGCGGGCACCAUGGACUCGCCGGGGUACAACUGCUUCGUGGACAGAGACAAGAUGGACGCUGCCAUCCAGGACCUGGGGCCCAAGGAGCUGAGCUGCACGGAGCUGCAGGAGCUGAAGCAGCUGGCGCGCCAGGGCUACUGGGCCCGCAGCCACGCCCUGCGGGGGAAGGUGUACCAGCGCCUGAUCCGGGACAUCCCCUGCCGCACGGUCACGCCGGACGCCAGCGUGUACAGCGACAUCGUGGGCAAGAUCGUGGGCAAGCACAGCACCAGCAGCCUGCCCCUGCCCGAGUUCGUGGACAACACGCAAGUGCCCAGCUACUGCCUGAACGCGCGCGGCGAGGGGGCUGUGCGCAAGAUCCUCCUGUGCAUCGCCAACCAGUUCCCCGACGUGUCCUUCUGCCCCGCGCUGCCGGCCGUGGUGGCCCUGCUGCUGCACUACAGCAUCGACGAGGCCGAGUGCUUCGAGAAGGCCUGCCGCAUCCUGGCCUGCAACGACCCCGGCCGCAAGCUGAUUGACCAGAGUUUCCUGGCCUUUGAGUCUUCCUGCAUGACGUUUGGGGACCUGGUGAACAAGUACUGCCAGGCGGCCCACAAGCUGAUGGUGGCCGUGUCGGAGGACGUCCUGCAGGUCUACGCGGACUGGCAGCGCUGGCUGUUCGGGGAGCUGCCCCUCAGCCACUUUGCCCGCGUCUUCGACGUCUUCCUGGUGGAGGGGUACAAGGUGCUGUACCGCGUCGCCCUGGCGAUUCUCAAGUUCUUCCACAAGGUGAGAGCGGGGCAGCCGCUCGAGUCCGACAACGUGAAGCAGGACAUCCGCGAGUUCGUGAAGGACAUCGCCAAGACCGUGUCCCCCGAGAAGCUGCUGGAGAAAGCGUUCGCCAUCCGCCUGUUCUCGCGCAAGGAGAUCCAGCUGCUGCAGAUGGCCAACGAGAAGGCCCUGAAGCAGAAGGGCAUCACCGUCAAGCAGAAGAGUGUCUCACUUUCUAAAAGGCAGUUCGUGCACUUGGCCGUCCACGCAGAGAACUUCCGCUCGGAGAUCGUCAGUGUCAAGGAGAUGAGAGACAUCUGGUCCUGGGUCCCCGAGCGCUUCGCCCUCUGCCAGCCCCUCCUGCUGUUCUCCUCGCUGCAGCAUGGCUACAGCCUGACACGGUUCUACUUCCAGUGCGAAGGACACGAGCCUACCCUCCUGCUCAUCAAGACCACACAGAAGGAGGUGUGUGGAGCAUACCUGUCAACAGACUGGAGCGAGAGACAAAAGUUUGGCGGCAAGCUGGGCUUCUUCGGGACCGGAGAAUGCUUCGUGUUCAGGCUGCAGCCGGAGGUGCAGCGCUACGAGUGGGUGGUCAUCAGGCACCCGGAGCUGACUAAGCCAACGUCCCUCGUGUCCUCGGAGACUACUGCCACUCCCGCCAUGCUCAGCCACUCCGUCUCCUCAGACCCCACUGACCGCCUCUCGCCGUUCCUGGCCACUCGGCACUUCAACCUGCCCUCCAAGACCGAGUCCAUGUUCAUGGCGGGGGGUGCCGACUGCCUCAUCAUCGGGGGAGGUGGUGGCCAGGCGCUUUACAUCGACGGGGACCUGAACCGGGGCCGCACGGGCCACUGUGACACCUUCAACAACCAGCCCCUCUGCUCUGAGAACUUCCUCAUUGCUGCCAUCGAGGCCUGGGGCUUCCAAGACCCUGACACUCAAUGACAGGCCUGCGCCAACGGGCCCGAAGCUCUUGCUGGCCUGGCUGCAGGUUCACGUCUGGGAGGGGCUCUCUGUGAACGACCAAAACUAGCCUGAUGCACCCCCAAGGGUCUGCGCAGAGAAGCCAGGACCCGCUGGGGCUUCCCAGCCUCCUCCUCUCCAGCCCGACGGCUUCCCUGAGCCCCCUGCAGCCUCUGCGGCUGCCCGGUUUCACCUCCAUCACUGCAGUGACCGGGGCCCGGCUCCGGUCCACACCCCUCAGCGUGGCCAGCUGCCUCAGCCACUGCCCCCCUCUUCGCCAGGCCCUGCACCCUCCCCGGGGCCCCGCCUGGUGCACAUUCUCCCUGUGCCCCUGUCGUGGCGCUGUGGCUGGCCACAGGCCAGAGCUUUCCGCCUCUCUCUCCCCUGCAGCCACGGGGCCCUGGGCCCUUGCCCUGCCGCCUGAGCCCGCGCAGGCCACGGUGCACAGAAGGUGCCAGGGGGUACUUGCCGCCCAGCACUGCAGGGAGCAGCCCCACCCCAUGACUUCCCUCCUGCCUUGUGACCUCCUUCAGCUGGUCCUGAGGGCACCAUGGAGGGAAGAGGGGAGAAGCAGAGGCCUGGGGGCUGUGCCAGCGCUAUGGAGGCCUGGGUCACCGGUGCAGAUCCCAGGGGUCCUGCCCUGCCGUGUCCCCACAUGGCUCCAGCCAGCACCAUUUGGGUAGCCCAUGCCCAUCUCCUCUCUUUGCUUGCUCUUCCUGUGGGGGGGGUGGUCAUCCUCCUCUGCUCAUCCGUUUGUGUCACCUCUGAACGGGGCCACAGUGGUGCAGGAGGAAGGACCAGGAACUCCGUGUGGCUUUGGGCAAGCUGGUAAGCCUGUCUAGAACUCAGUUUGCCCAACUGUGAAAUGGGCCUGUCAUUCUGCCCUGCUGUCCUCAAGGGGACAGGGCUGGGAGGGGGUGUCCCCGCUCACCCCCACUGACAGAGGCAGCCCUCCUCCCACCCCGUAGCCCUGGUCUGUACCACCAUCUUAGGUGUUUAUUAAACACAGUCUUGUCGCAUUGACUCCAGGGGUCCAAGUCUGGUCUCUUCAGCCAGAGGGGUCCCCAGGGGCUUCCCCAGGGCCUGCAGCCAAAUGGGGCCAGGGGGCUGCACCUGCAGUGCUCGUCCUCGUCCUCGCUUUGUCACCGGGACGCCACACGCAGCCUUCCCCAAUGCAGCCUGGC